Messenger RNA from Bubalus bubalis (water buffalo), 5877 nucleotides. RefSeq names its product coiled-coil domain containing 3 (gene CCDC3). Gene Ontology annotation, cellular component: extracellular region. Lineage: Eukaryota; Metazoa; Chordata; Mammalia; Artiodactyla; Bovidae. Gene Ontology annotation, biological process: negative regulation of gene expression. The coding region runs from base 438 to 1277 and encodes 279 amino acids. The transcript has 3 exons. The record is from RefSeq and is a predicted model, not a curated record.
GCCGCGAACCUCCCCGCUGGCGCAAACACGGAGCUGGGCCCGGGGGCUCCCGGUCCAGCGCCGACUGAGCUGUCUCCCCAGCACCGCGCGCCGCUGGACGGCUUCCCGCCUCCGCCCCUCCCGCUGCCGCCCACGCCCCAGCCACGGGGGGCAGGAGGAGGCGGCGGCCGGCCCUCCCCGUGCCCUUUUAAAAGCCUCCCAACUGAGGCCCGGCAGGGGGAUCCCGGCGGAGGAGGGAGCAGCACGCUGAGUUCCGCAGCGGUGCGCGGAGCCGAGCGCCCCGGGCUGCGCCUCCCGCUGGUGGGGCCCGGCACUUCGGGCUCCCGGACGCUCUCGCUGCCGCCGCGGGCCUCCCCGCCCCGGCCAUGCGCCCCGGGUAGCGCGCCUGGGGCGCGGCGCCCACCCGGCGGCUCCCGCCGCCCGCCCCCGCCGCCGGCAUGCUGCGCCCGCUGCUGCUCGCCGCGCUCUGCCUGGCCGGCGGGCUGGGGGCCGCCCGCGGCUGCCAGCUGCCCUCCGAGUGGAGACCCCUGAGCGAGGGCUGCCGAGCCGAGCUGGCCGAGAUCAUCGUGUACGCCAAGGUGCUGGCGCUGCACGAGGAGGUGCACGGCCUGUACAACUACCUGCCCUGGCAGUAUGAGGCCAGCGAUGCGGGGCUCUUCUACUCCGCUGAGAUCGAGAUGCUGUGCGACCAGGCGUGGGGCAGCAUGCUCGAGGUGCCGGCGGGUUCCAGGCUCAACCUCACCGGCCUGGGCUACUUCUCCUGUCACUCCCACACCGUGGUCCAGGAUUACUCCUAUUUCUUCUUCCUCAGGAUGGAUGAGAACUAUAACCUCUUGCCUCAUGGAGUCAAUUUCCAAGAUGCCAUCUUUCCAGACACUCAAGAGAACAGAAGGAUGUUUUCUAGCCUUUUCCAGUUUUCAAACUGUUCACAAGGGCAGCAGCUGGCGACUUUCUCCAGUGACUGGGAGGUCCAAGAAGACACUAGGGUUUGGUAUGGGAUGUCCAAGACAACCUGGUCAGCCGGGCCUGAGAGGGAAUCAGAAAGGAAAAUGCAUGAACUUCAGGGAUCCUUAAAGCCAGUUCCUGAUCUUACUGCAACAGGGAGUCAGACGGACUUGGGACAGGACUUCGCAAGGGCCACGUGGAACCCAGUACCCACUUUGCAAAGGCCGUUCCUGCUUCUCUGUUCGUUGCCCACUUGUAAAUCACUGAACUUGAUUCUGUUUCAACCUGCAUCCCUUCAUUCAUUAAGGGCUUUACUCCAUGCCAGGUGCUAGAUACAAAGAUGAAAAGAUGGAGCCCUUCACUUGAGUGGCUUUGACUGUCCAGGAGAAAGUUAGACUCACAAUGUGAUAAACUUGACAAUGGAAUUGGGGAAAGAUGACAUGGCUCUUUCUGGAGAAAUCAGGGAAGGAUUCACAGAGGAGGUGACCCUGGACCCUUGGAGAAUAAGAAUUGUCUCAGGGUUUGUGGGGUAGUUAGUGGAGGUUUCCUAAGCAGGAGUGCAGAGGCAUAGAUAACUUGAGGGAUAAUUGAGGGAGCCGGCUGUGGAGGAGUAGAUCAAUCAGGAAAGUUCAGGAUGAGUAACAGUCAUAAAGAUUCAUAAGCUGUGGUUACUGUAUGUCAGGUGCUAUGUCAAAUGCUUUACAUCUAUUAUCUGAUUUUACUUUUAAAAUAUUUGGCUUUGCCAGGUCUUGGUUGUGGAUGUGGGAUCUAAUUCCCUGACCAGGAAUCAAACCAGGCCCCUCCUGCACUGGGAGCAGAGACUCUUAGCCACUGAACCACCAGGGAAGUUCCUAUUAACCUUUCGUCUUCAAAGUCUGUCUAGUGUAGACGUCAUUGUUCCUGUUGUAUGAAUGAGGAGUGGGAGGUGCUGAGGCAGCUGCAUUGACGCCGGCGAGGCUCCGCAGUGAGAUGGGGCAGACAGGAUGCCGUCCCAGUGGUGCUUGGUUCUGAAGCCCGGGAUGCCGGAUCCUGCGGCGUGUCUGGUGGGGCGGGGAGCCCCGGAGCCAGUGCCGCCCGUCCGUGGGAAGAGCACCCUGCUCCCGCUCCGCCCCCACCUCUGCUCGCCCGUCCUCCACGAAGCCUGUCUGGGCGUGAGCUCUGCCUUCUCCUGGGCUCCUGGCACAGGGGGACAAAGGCAUUUGACUUGGGGUGGAGCAGAGGACCGGGCGCCAAGUCAGAGUCAUGGGAACCUCAGGUUGCUUCUCCAGAGUCCGCGGUAGAACUGCCCUGUUGUCACUCCUGCGGCUUGGGAGUUUUCUCGGUAGCGCUGGGUAUCAACCAAAUUACUACUGUCGAGUCCUUUAGGAAGCAGCUCUGCUUUGCCUGGGCUCCGCUGUUCGCCUCCUUGCCCCACUCUACGAGGUUUAAAAACAAUGAUAGAAUGGACAGACAGGGCCCGAGCGAACUGGAGAGAACUCUGGUUGAAGCCUGGCGGGCUCGCCAUCAACGCCCCCAGGAGUUUCCUGCUUCACACAGAAAAAGGAAGCGUCUUGGCCUCUGGCCUUGACUGGGUCAGAAGACACGAGGCAGUGUAAGCUUUGCGGAACUGACAAAUCGUGUGACCAGUGACCCCCUUCGGAGCACCUCUCACCGAGAGUGGAUGCUCCUGGGCAGUGCGUGGUAGGUUCCAGAAAGCUUAUCUUUCCAGUGCCCAUGGGGAAUCACUUUAGAAACAGUGUGUUAACCAUUUUGGAAAGAGCUGUUUUGUGAACGUCCAUCCGGAGGUGUGAAACCGGCAGCAGUCUGUUGAGAGAAUCCCUGAGAACUUGAGCUGGCUGCCCAAAGUAGUGCUCGCACUUUGGUGUUUGAAAGUGGUGUGAAAAGAAUGUGGGGUGGGCAGUGAGGGUCAUGGCAGACUCUGGGACCCGAUGCUAUUUUCAUCCUUUGCACUCGUCCACACUCCUUGUCUGUUUUCCCUCCAAAUGCAUCCAGUUGUCAACUGUUACCUUUGCAUCUUGGUUUGCCUUGAGCUCCUCUCAAGACAAGGGUUCCAGAAUUUUCUCUUAUAAAGGGCCAGGUACAAUUUUAGGCUUUUUGGAUCACACAGUCUGUGUUGUAGCUCCGCAUCUCUGCUACUGUAGAGGAGAGGAACCACAGACCGUGUGUAAACAAAAGACUGUGGCAGUGUGUUCCAAUAAAACUUUAUUCACAAAAAUGGGUGGUGGGCCACAUCGGGUCCAUGAGCCAUAGUCUGUUGACCUCUGUUCUUGGUUUUAAUUUCCUCCUUUUUUCCCUGUUUUGAAUCUCAAGAACGGAAGUGAAGUAUUAAAAAGGCAAGUUGUUGAUCAGUGUUGCCACUUUGGGACUUGCCUCAUUUUUAACAUUUCAGAAAGUACACUUUGUCUUUAUAGGUUAGGUUAUUUAAAUUGAAAACAGCUGCAAAGGCAAGACUCCUCUCAGUGAGCCUUUGUGUGUCUGCUGCCAUGAAACAGUAAUUUUUAAUGUACUGUCUUUUUGUUUAUUAGAUACAGAGCUUAGUGGCAGAAUAAUUCAGGAAGAACUUUGCGACAUGCAGUGCCAGGCAUGGUGUAAUAAAUGCUUCUUGCUGGAAUGAACAGACAUGUAUCAUCUAGAGGCGAUUCUCUGUUGCAUAUGGAGUCUAUACAUAUGCAUGUAGGCAGUAACAUGAAUACAGUUCCUCAAUAGGAAGGUCCCAGAGUCCUCCUCCAUCUUUCUGGCUCCAACUCGGACCCUACCCAUGUCAAAGGGAGGCUGUGGGAUCAAGAGUGACACCCUGACCAAGGAGCUCUAGUCAUUCUAUUCAUCCUGUCUUAAUAACUACCCCCCGACCCCACACACACUUCUAGCUGUUUCUGUGCUACAUCUUAGUUUCUCCAGGCCAUUGUCAGGGUGGUCUUUAGGGAAUGACCAGGAAGCCUGGUGUGCUCCUGUCCUUGGGGUCGCAGAGAGUUGGACAUGACUGAGUGCCUAAAACAAGAAGAAGAGUGGGGAACAGCUGGCCCCUGGGUCUGAGGGAUGCCUGUGAAGGGUGUUGAUGUCUCAGGGGUACACUAACGUUCUGCCAAGAGCCUGUGUUUUUAAUUAAUUUAUAUUGGAGUAGAGUCACUUUACAAUGUUGUAUUAGUUCCUGCUGUACAGCAAAGUGGAUCAGGUAUAUGUAUAUAUAUAGCCACUCUCUUUUGGAGUUCCUUCCAUAUACAGUUGGUGCUCAUUAGUUAUCUAGUUUAUAUACAGUAUUAAUAGUGUAUAUAUGUUGAUCCCAGUCUCCCAAAGCACCUCUUCUUUUCCUGCUCGGUGUGUAUAGAUUGGUUCCCUAUUUCUGUUUUGCAAAGAAGAGAAUCUAUACCAUCUUUCUAGAUGUUGCAUACAUGUGUUAAUAUGACAUUUCUCAUGUGUGUGAAGGAAAGAGAGGAAGGAGACAAGGAAGUCACAGCCAGACCUGAGUGUAACUUGAGAACUUUGUGCACCAUUCUUUACACUUUUUUUUUUAUUGGAGGGAUAACUUCUUUACAAAUGUGGAUCACCAUAGUUAUACAAUAUUUCCCCGCCUGUCUAGGUCGUCACAGGUCACCAGGCAAUUAUAAUGUGUCCACAAGUCAGUUUGUCUGUUCUGUUUGUAUUCCUGCCCUACAAAUAGAUUCAUCUGUACCUUUUUCUAAAUCCCACAUAUAUGCAUUAAUAUGAUUUUUUAUGGCUGAAUAAUAUUCCAUUAUAUAUAUUUGUAACACAUCUUUAUCCAUUAAAAAAUGGCCCUUCCCCCCCCCCCCCUUACUCUGGGGGAAUCACAGAUGAGUCAGGUAAUUCCUGAGAGCCCAGGCAGAAUAGUGACAUAGGAGAGAGAGAUGCAAGUGUCUGUCUUUUCUUUUUGUUCUUUAAAAUCCCACUAAAUAACCCAAGUUGGAGUCUCAGGCAGUGUGGGUUGUGUUUCAAGGCUGAAGAGCUCCACUGUGCUCACAAGGCUGGCAGGAAUAGCUGGACAGACAAAUCUACAUCACAAAGAUACCAAUCACAAAACAGACACAAGGAAGAAGUCUUCAGGGUAAAGGGGAUGGGCGUGCAGGGGUGAGGACCAAGGGAGGAGAGGUAAAGAGAGGAGGGACAGAAAAGACUGAAACAAAGGACAUUGCUGCUUCAGCCAACCUGCGUGCUUCCAGAAAGGGCCAGUGAAGGAGGAAGCAAGCACCCUGUCCACUGGCCACUGAGGUGAUCAAGCCCUGGAACCAGCCACUUGUAUGUUGUCUGUGGGUCCCCAGCCUGCAGGUGGGAGUCCCACCCAUGCAUACACCCAUGUAUAGAGAUCUGCCACUCCAGCCUGUUCCCAGCGGGAUUUUUCUUGGUAAGAAUGUUGGAAGGACUGAAUUUCCAUCUACUACACAAGAUGAGGUCUGAACGUCUGUCAUAAAUCUCUGGUCAGGGAGAGCCCACUGGACCAGGGUCUGCAUGGUGUGAGGAGAGCCUCUCCUGCCAGUGCUGGCCAGAGUGGGCCGGUCUCACAGACUGAGAGGGGUGAUGCUGGACCUGCUCUCUCAGGAGGAGAGGAGAGAGAGAGAAGUAGAGAGAGUUCGGGGGCGGGAGAGGGAUAAAGGGGAGUGGGAAGCAUUGCCUGAAUAAGGGUCCUGAGGCCUCAGGAAGGCAGAUUUACCACACGUGGUGACGCUAAAAUGAGAGGUUCAGGUGGCCUCUUUGCUUCCCGUGGGUGCCGUGUUCAGUGGUCCAGGGGUGCCCAGAAACUCCCCCAGAAGGGGACACACUGAGUGCCACAACGUGUACCAACCAGGGCUCUUGGCCUCCUUAAUCAAUAGAAACUGAUCGGAGGCCUGGCGAGAAGUGGGGAGGGAGGGAAGACAGGUUCCCUGCUUGCCUGCUCCUCAUGGUGGUUGUGACUUGUAUUUUCCUAAUGAUUAGUGGUGU